Molecule: messenger RNA, 912 nt
Organism: Cordyceps fumosorosea ARSEF 2679
Lineage: Eukaryota; Fungi; Ascomycota; Sordariomycetes; Hypocreales; Cordycipitaceae
Exons: 2
Coding region: 1-912 (303 amino acids)
Biological process (GO): mycotoxin biosynthetic process
Source: RefSeq, a predicted model, not a curated record
AUGGAAAAGGUCGACCGAGAGUCGUCCUCCGAGAGCGACGCGUUCCUGCUCAAGGACGACAUCCCCUGGCACGGCGCACCUGACGCUCCCCGACGACAGCGCCGCUUCCUCUGGGCCGUCUCCUUUGGAAACGCCGUCCUCCUCCUCAUCUCCGUUCUCCUCCUGCUCACCUCCCUGCACGCCCGGCGCUCCCUCCUCCGCAACGACGACAACGCUCUCCUCAAGCAAAUCGACGCCUACUCCCCCGUCUACGACCAGGUUCACGUCCCCCUCCUCGACACUACCGUCAACGGUACGCUCCUCGACCGCGCCGACUCCAUCUACCGCCGCCCGCCCUCCCCCGAAGUCGACGCCGCCUGGGCCGCCAUCACCCACCAGCUCCCGCACGUCAUCCGCACCGCCGACGUCCUCCGCCUCGGCAAGGACCCGUCCAAGACCGCCCGCUGGCCCGCCGAAUGGGGCUUCGGCGCCGACGCGCACAUUGCCGAGCUCGACCUCGUGCACACCGUGCACUGCCUCGACACCCUCCGGAAAGACAUCCACUGGCGGUACUACUUUGGGGGGAAGUACCCGGAUGGAAGGUUCUCGCGGCUGCACCGCACGCACACGGACCACUGCGUGUACGUGCUCCUGCAGAGCUUGAUGUGCAACGCCAACGGCGAUGUGAUUACGAAUGUCUGGGUGGAGGGGCAGAGGGGGCCGUACCCGGACUUUAGUGUGAAUAAAAAGUGCAGGGACUACGGGGCGCUGAUGGGCUGGCAUGAGAGGACGCAGAUCACGGACAUGGAGCGGUACAGGCAGAUGGAGGCGCCGGAGGGCGCGUUCCGGUGGCGCAUGUCGCAGGACUUUCACGACCUGUUUGAGACGGGGUUGGAGGGCGGGAGCGUCACGGACGAGGAGUUGCUGGAGUAG